AACCGAUGACACCAGAAGGAAACCCUAAAACCAGUUGAGAAUCGAAUCAACUCUAUGGAUUUUGCCUUAGACGAAUAAUUUGUUCACGAGCAGAACGAACUGUUGGGGACAAAUGGGCGAAAGAGAGACGGAAAUUGAAGUCCGAACCCUAACCGGUGAAACGAUCACAGUCUCCAUUUCAUUGAAUAGCACAAUUCAUGAACUCAAGCUUCUCCUCAAACAAAUCUUUCCUCCCGCAACCACCUCCUCGAACUUCCACCUUUUUCUCAAGGGCACGAAACUAGGUUUGCAGAGUCAGAUAAGUAGUAACUUGAUUAACCAUGGAGAAUUUAUCGUUCUUAUUCCAUUUACGAAGAAGGACAAGCAGCAAACAGUGAAGCAAGGGGCGAAUGAAACAAAUUCUCAAAAUCUCCAUCAGUGUUCCACCUCAAAAUUUGCUGAAUUAGCUUGGUCUGAUAUGAUGCAAGACCUAUCCUCUCUCCGGGAUCGAGAGACUGAUGGCAAUGAGAGUCAUUCUCAUGUUGACGUUGGAAGCACCAAUUCUGACAAUCAAAACAAAGCAAAUAAGAGAAAUUGUAAGAGCUUGUUUGAUGAGGCAAUACAUGAGUUUUUGAACACAUUGCAGUCAUGUCACAAUGAUGAGUUGGAUGAAAAGAGUUGCGAGAGGUUUAUGCAGAUUUUGGAGUCAGUUAAUUGUUUAUCUGAUCCAGGAACCAGGAAUUGUAUAAUUGGGACUGCAAAUAUACGAGCCAGUGAAAUCAACUGUACUGCUCACAGUAGCUAUUCAUGCUUUUGUCCAUCAUGGCUGAAGGUUCUAUUGAAGGCGUUUUAUUUCUUGAACAUUUACUGUACUUUUCUUCAAGUGCAGCAGAAAAAAGUUACCCAGCAUAGUUUGGAGGGAGGACUGCAUCAGCUAUGCAAGUUUGGACUUGGAUUUGAAUAUGCUGAUCUUGAGAAUCUUGCUGUGCUCUGUCCUCAGGUUAUACAAUUUAUUAACAAUGAGACAGAGGGUAGAAGGUCAGACAAUGCCAUUGUUGUCAUUAAGUCGAAAUUAGAUCUUAAAUGCCAAAUUAAAGGUAAGAGAAAAAUGUCUAUUGCAAGAGUAGUUAAUACCAUGAGAAAAAGAGAAGGUGCCUUCAAAGCAGGUUUAUUGGCAGCUGUUAAAUCAUUUAUGGAAAAAAGGGGUAACGAGACGAUCAAGUCAUUAUCCUUGAACGAUCUUUUGCUACAUGUAAAUGAAGGAGAUCAAAAAGCAACUAAAAGUGAUGCUAAGCGAACAAAGAGAAGCUUGUCUGAACCCUCAGGUUCUUUUUCACCUGUAGCACAGUGUAAUGAGACAAACCCUCUGCUACCUGUGGAAAUGGUUGAGCAUCUGAGAGCAGGCAUUGGUUCCCAAGGACAGAUGGUACAUGUUGAAGAAAUUAAUGGACGAGUAGCCAAUUUUGUCGAGAUUCCAAGUUAUCUAUCUGAAAGAACACAAUCUGCACUUAAAUCUUGCGGGAUCUCGAAGCUGUAUAGUCACCAGGCAGAGUCAAUUCAGGCAUCCCUCGCUGGAAAGAAUGUUGUUAUUUCCACCAUGACAUCUAGUGGAAAAUCUCUGUGCUAUAAUCUACCAGUUCUGGAAGUAUUGUCUCAAGAUCUUUCUGCCUGUGCUCUAUACCUCUUUCCAACAAAGGCCUUGGCACAAGAUCAACUAAGAGCAUUGUUAUCUGUUACAGAAGGUUUUGGUGUAGGGUUAAACAUAGGAAUAUAUGAUGGAGAUACUUCCCAGGAAGAUAGACUCUGGUUGCGUGAUAAUUCUAGACUGUUGAUCACAAAUCCAGAUAUGCUUCACAUGUCAAUCUUGCCGUUUCAUAACCAGUUCCAGCGAUUCUUAUCAAACCUCAGAUAUGUCAUCGUUGAUGAAGCUCAUGCCUAUAAGGGAGCGUUUGGAUGCCAUGCUGCUCUUGUUUUAAGGAGGCUUCGACGGCUCUGUGCUCAUGUUUAUGGGAGUGAUCCAUCUUUUAUAUUUUCCACUGCAACCUCUGCCAAUCCCCGUGAACAUGCAACGGAACUUGCAAGUUUACCAACAAUGGAGCUAAUUCACAAGGAUGGCAGCCCUUCUGGCCCCAAACUGUUUGUCCUCUGGAAUCCUCCUUUACGCAUGAAAACUGUAAAGAAGAGAACUAGAAGUAGCAUACAUACUGAAAAAUUUGAUAGAACGAUAUUUCUUGGACGCUCAAGUCCAAUCUUGGAAGUUUCAUGUCUCUUCGCCGAAAUUGUUCAACAUGGACUUCGUUGCAUUGCAUUUUGCAAAACACGCAAACUGUCUGAACUCGUGUUGAGCUAUACGCGCGAAGUACUUCAGAAGACGGCACCCAAUCUUGUAAAUUCUGUAUUUGCUUAUCGGGCUGGUUAUACUGCUCAGGAUAGGAGAAGAAUUGAGAGUGACCUUUUUAGUGGGAACAUUUGUGGUGUUGCUGCUACAAAUGCACUUGAAUUGGGCAUUGAUGUUGGACACAUUGAUGUCACCCUGCAUCUAGGCUUUCCUGGUAGCAUAGCUAGCCUAUGGCAGCAAGCUGGAAGGUCUGGAAGAAGGGAACAGCCAUCACUUGCUAUAUAUGUUGCAUUUGAAGGACCUCUUGAUCAGUAUUUUAUGAAAUAUCCUCAGAAACUCUUCAGGGGCCCAAUUGAAUGUUGUCAUGUGGAUGCUAAAAACCCGCAGGUGCUUGAACAGCACUUGAUCUGUGCAUCUCUUGAACACCCACUAAGUGUGCUUCAUGAUGAGAAGUAUUUUGGUCCUGGACUAAAAACUUCCAUACUGUCACUUAAAAGAAAGGGAUAUGUUAGUACUGAUCCGUCACGUGGUCCCUCUGCUGAAAUUUGGAACUACAUUGGGCAUGAGAAAAUGCCUUCUCAUGCUGUAAGCCUACGUGCAAUAGAGGCAGAGAGAUACAAGGUAAUUGACAUUAAAAGUGAUCAAGUUCUUGAAGAAAUUGAAGAGAGUAAAGCUUUCUUUCAGGUCUAUGAUGGUGCUGUUUAUAUGCAGCAGGGGAAAACCUAUCUAGUCAAGAAUUUGGAUUUAUCGACUAAAGUUGCUUUGUGUCAGGAAGCUGACUUAAAGUACUACACCAAGACUCGUGAUUACACAGAUGUUGAAGUUGUAGGUGGUCAAAUUGCCUACCCAGCACAGAUUUCUGACAUUCAGUACUCAAGAACAACUGCCCAAUCAAACCCGUGCAAAGUGACUACUACCUGGUUUGGAUUUCGACGUAUAUGGAGAGGAAGCAACCAAGUAUUUGAUACUGUUGAUCUCUCACUUCCUAGUUAUUCAUACGAGUCACGGGCUGUCUGGAUUCGAGUACCACAAGUGCUCAAAACAGCUGUUGAAGCAGAAAAUUAUUCAUUUCGUGGAGGCCUGCAUGCUGCUGGUCAUGCACUACUGCAUAUUGUGCCUCUAUAUAUUAUUUGCAACUCUUCUGAUUUGGCUUCAGAAUGUGUAAAUCCUUACGAUGCUCGUUAUAUUCCUGAAAGAAUUCUACUAUAUGAUUCCCGUCCUGGAGGAACAGGCAUUUCAGCACAGGUUCAACCUAUUUUCACGGAGCUUCUAACCGCUGCAUUGGAACUGAUCACAUCUUGCUGCUGCUCUGGCGAUGCCGGUUGUCCCAACUGUGUUCAAAAUCUUUCUUGCAACGAGUACAAUGAAGUUUUGCAUAAAGAAGCAGCUAUGAUGAUCAUUAAGGGUGUUUUAGAACUGGAGAAAUCAAACUUACUUCCAUAACUUGUUGAGGUUUGUAACUUCUUUCUUUGUUAUAUUCUGUAAAUUGUAGUCACUUCUUCAUCAUUCAAAUGCUAGUAUUAAUUAAUCUUGGUGGUGGUUAUAGC
Molecule: messenger RNA, 3864 nt
Organism: Cynara cardunculus var. scolymus (artichoke)
Lineage: Eukaryota; Viridiplantae; Streptophyta; Magnoliopsida; Asterales; Asteraceae
Exons: 27
Coding region: 113-3760 (1215 amino acids)
Molecular function (GO): nucleic acid binding; protein binding; ATP binding
Source: RefSeq, a predicted model, not a curated record